AUGGAGGAAAAUCAAUCAGAGUUGUUUGUGGGCUUCGAUUUGAGUACACAACAGCUCAAAGCUGUUAUCAUCGAUCGUAAUGGAAUAGUUGUACAUCGCUUCUCCAUCAACUUUAGUAGAGAUUUAUCCAAAUAUGGAACUGUGGAUGGUGUUUUGAUUGCGGAAGACGGCAGAACUGUCAAUGCGCCAGUCCACAUGUGGAUAGAAGCCGUCGAUAUGAUUCUUGAGAAGAUUUCAAAAAACGUGGAUAUGAGUCGAAUUCGUUGUUUAUCAGGAUGCGCACAACAACAUGGCACCGUAUAUUGGGCGAAUGGAUCAGGAGAGCUUUUAUCGUCAUUGGAUUUUAGCAAAUCUUUUGAUGAGCAGCUAAAAAAAUGCUUCUCCAGAGAUGUUUGCCCAAUAUGGAUGGAUUCUAGUACAUUCGAGCAAUGUCAGAAACUUGAGAACAAUCUUAGAGGACCAGAGAUUUUGACACAAAUUACGGGUUCAAGAGCGAAUCUUCGUUUCAGCGGGCCACAAAUAAUGAAAAUUUUCGAAAAUGAACCUAACGUUUGGAAAUCAACGGAAAGAAUAUCGCUCAUUUCAUCAUUUUUGUGUUCACUCUUCAUCGGAAAAUAUGCGAACAUCGACUAUACAGACGGUAGCGGUAUGAAUGUAAUGAAUAUAAAGAAUCAACGAUGGGAUGAGCAAUGUUUAAAAAGCAUAUGUGGCUCACAAAAUAUUGUGGAUUUACAACAAAAGCUUGGUGACAUUUGUAAUCCAUCCAUUGCAUUGGGCACAAUAUCCAGAUACUUGGUUGAUCGUUACGGUUUUUCUUCUGAUUGUAACGUUCUUCCGUUUAUAGGGGAUAAUCCGGCUUCUCUGGCUGCUCUCUCUCUCUCGCCCAAUGACAUUGCUAUCUCCUUAGGAACAAGCGACACUUUAUUCUUCACGUCUUCGCAAUACAAGCCUUGCACAGAUGCUCAUGUUUUCAGCCACUUUAACGGCUCUGCAAAUGCAUUUAUGGGGCUCGUAUGCUUCAAGAACGGAUCCUUAACAAGAGAACGAAUACGUACGAAAACCGGAUUAUCUUGGAACGAUUUUGGGAAAAUUCUGGACGAAACACCGGUCGGAAAUAAAGGUUUAAUCGGGAUAUUCUUCGAUUCUGAUGAAAUCGCGCCAAGAUGUCGACGAGGCGUUUACUACUUCGACGAAGAAAAUUGCCAGCAAUCAGAGAUAACAAUUAAGGAGAAAGCUAGAGCAGUUAUGGAAAGUCAAUGCUUAUGGAAAAGAUUCUAUGCUGAACGAAUGGGAUGGUCGAGAGCAAGACAGGGACGCUUGAUGUUAACGGGAGGUGGAAGCAUCAACAGCCACAUGCAACAAAUCUUGGCAGAUGUAUUUGGCAUGCCUGUCUAUACAAUUAAUGAAAUUGAUUCUGCAGCUUUGGGAGGAGCGAUGCGAGCUAGAUAUGAUUUCUGUGCACCGAAGAUGAGCUACGAUGAGUACAACAGACAGGAGCUUAGUAGAGUGGCUGAGCCUAUUGAGCUGAACCAGGAAAUAUUCGAUAAGAUUUUUGAUCGCUACGCUGAUGUUGUGAAUAAAUUAAGGGAAUUUUCGUAUUAG
This is a messenger RNA of Auanema sp. JU1783, 1602 nucleotides long. NCBI's taxonomy places the organism in Eukaryota, Metazoa, Nematoda, Chromadorea, Rhabditida, Rhabditidae. The record is from the annotation of a GenBank genome assembly.